Molecule: messenger RNA, 5542 nt
Organism: Eriocheir sinensis (Chinese mitten crab)
Lineage: Eukaryota; Metazoa; Arthropoda; Malacostraca; Decapoda; Varunidae
Product: melanoma-associated antigen C1-like
Exons: 2
Coding region: 2789-3970 (393 amino acids)
Source: RefSeq, a predicted model, not a curated record
GGAAGAUUUUUUUAGGAUUUUCAUGGAAGAUUUUUUUAGGGUUUUCAUGGAAGAUUUUAGGAUUUUCAUGGAAGAUUUUUAUAGGAUUUUCAUGGAAGAUUUUAGGAUUUUCAUGGAAGAUUUUAGGAUUUUCAUGGAAGAUUUUAGGAUUUUCAUGGAAGAUUUUUAUAGGAUUUUCAUGGAAGAUUUUUAUAGGAUUUUCAUGGAAGAUUUUAGGAUUUUCAUGGAAGAUUUUUAUAGGAUUUUCAUGGAAGAUUUUAGGAUUUUCAUGGAGGAUUUUUAUAGGAUUUUCAUGGAAGAUUUUAGGAUUUUCAUGGAAGAUUUUAGGAUUUUCAUGGAAGAUUUUAGGAUUUUCAUGGAAGAUUUUAGGAUUUUCAUGGAAGAUUUUAGGAUUUUCAUGGAGGAUUUUAGGAUUUUCAUGGAAGAUUUUUAUAGGAUUUUCAUGGAAGAUUUUAGGAUUUUCAUGAAGAUUUUAGGAUUUUCAUGGAAGAUUUUAGGAUUUUCAUGGAAGAUUUUAGGAUUUUCAUGGAGGAUUUUAGGAUUUUCAUGGAAGAUUUUAGGAUUUUCAUGGAAGAUUUUAGGAUUUUCAUGGAAGAUUUUAGGAUUUUCAUGGAAGAUUUUAGGAUUUUCAUGGAAGAUUUUAGGAUUUUCAUGGAGGAUUUUUAUAGGAUUUUCACGGAAGACUUUUGUAGGAUUUUCAUGGAAGAUUUUUUUUAGGACUUUUAAAUUUCCCAACAAGCAUGAAAUUUAAAAACCCUAAAAUAUCUUCCAUGACAAUCCGUAUAAAACCCAAACCGAACCAUUGAAAACUGUACUAUUUGAGGGAUGACUGUCCUAUAUUUUCAGCUUCACAUUCACAUCCCCGGACAUUUCUCUCGACGCAUCUCUCUACUUAAGAAGGCAAACUCAAGUGCAAUUAUGGAGUCUCAAAUAUCGCAACUGUUAUUCUCAAUCAUUAUUAUUGUUAUUAUUAUUAUUAUUAUUAUUAUUAUUAUUAUUAUUAUUAUUAUUAUUAUUAUUAUUAUUGUUAGGUCUUAGUGGAUAUUUAUAUUUUUCUUUUACUCAAAUUUAUAUUAUACAAAUUUUUAUUAGAUAACUUAAGAGCUGGCUUGCUUUAAAUUGAUAAGGAAGAGAGAGAGAGAGAGAGAGAGAGAGAGACUAAAUUUAUACAGGUAUUCUGAAAAGCAAGUUAUGAUCCCCUUUCUCUCUCUCUCUCUCUCUCUCUCUCUCUCUCUCUCUCCACCAAUGUUUUCCCUUCCUCUUAACUUGAACUCAACAGGGUGAUUCAGAAAGCCAAGGUUAGUGCCAAUGUUAAAAGUCUAUCAGUGCGGCUGUCUGCUCUCUCCGUACAGGGCGUCACAAAAGGUGUGUUGCUGGUGCCAAUGUGUGGGUUGUUGUGUUACGUUGUUGUCUGUCGGUGGUUGAAAAGUUUUACGCUAUCAUAAUUCCGUCCAGUUAAUCUACCGAAUUUUUGUUUAGGGCUGUGUGUGUGUGUGUGUGUGUGUGUGUGUGUGUGUGUGUGUGUGUGUGUGUGUGAAGAUGUUUUUUUCUCUGAUCUUCCCUUUCCUUAAUUCCUUCUUACUCAUGUUUCUGUUGUCUAAGAAUUUUUCCGAGUAAAUUAUAUGUAUUUUAAAUUUUAUCAAGUUACUGGAACACACAUGAUUGCCUUGUGUGUGUGUGUGUGUGUGUGUGUGUGUGUGUGUGUGUGUGUGUGUUUACCCAGUUGUGACAUAUGAGAAGAGAGCUAUGUUCAUGCUCUCCCGUCUCCAUAUCCGCUCUUAUCCAACCUUUCCUUAAAAUCCUGAAUGUUUCUUGCACAAACCACCUCCUCCUCCAUUCCAUUCCACAGCUUCUGUUUGGGAAGGUAAACUUUUUCACAUCUCGCCUACACGUGGUCGCCCUCAACUUCCUUCCAUGUCCUCUCGUUUCUCUCUCGCUCCACACACACACACACAGGUCCUCUCUGUCCAGAUUCUCCACCCCGCUCGCCACCCUGUACACCGCUAUCAGGUCUCCUCUCUCUCUUCUUCUCUCCAGGGUUGUGAGCCCCAUGCUAUUGAGUCUCUCCUCGUAAGUCUGAUCCCUAAGUUCCGGUACCAUCUUAGUUGCCACUCUCUGCACUCUUUCCAGCUUCCUUAUGUUCUUCUUUUCGUGAGGAGACCAGACCACUGCUGCACACUCCAACCUUGGCCUUAUCAUUGUAACUAUUAUUUUCUUCAUCAUCUCCUCGUCCAAAUACACAAAUGCCGUCCUUAUGUUCCUCAGCAAAUUCAUAGUUUGUCCCGUACUCUUUCCAGUGUGUGUGUGUGUGUGUGUGUGUGUGUGUGUGCAAGUAUCUCAAUCAUUAUUAUAUCUAGUGUAGGUUUAAGUCCAACACUCCUGCCAAUGUAUAAACUUCUAUAGGAAUGAAUUAACCGAUGAAUGUCACAAACGAUGCCUAUGAAGUUCGUCACAGCCGUCGUGCCAAUCUGUUACGCCUUCCCGAUGCCAAACUAACCUCUACUUAAUAUCUACGACGUUUAUAAGUUUAUGCCUUGGGUCGAUAUUAUAACACUUUUGCUUCUCACAUCAGCUAUUUCUAAAGGUCAAAGAGAGGGUCAGUCGGGUUCUAAUGUGUGUUUCUUUAGGUUCACGGUACAGAGGAAGGGUCAGACUACCACCAGGGUCAUAAAACUACUCCUGGAAAUGCUCACAACUCCUAUGAAAGCCUUGUUAAAUAUGUGUUUCUUUAGGUUCAUGGUAUAGAGGAAGGGUCACUACCACCAGGGUCAUAAAACUACUUCUGGAAAUGCUCACAACUCCUAUGAAAGCCUUGUUAAAUAUGUGUUUCUUUAUGUUCACGGUACAGAGGAAGGGUCACACUACCACCAGGGUCAUAAAACUACUUCUGGAAAUGCUCACAACUCCUAUGAAAGCCUUAUUAAAUAUGUGUUUCUUUAUGUUCACGGUACAGAGGAAGGGUCACACUACCACCAGGGUCAUAAAACUACUCCUGGAAAUGCUCACAACUCCUAUGAAAGCCUUGUUAAAUAUGUGUUUCUUUAGGUUCACAGUACAGAGGAAGGGUCACACUACCACUAGGGUCAUAAAACUACCCCUGGAAAUGCCCACAACUCUUACAAAAGCCUUGUUAAAUAUGUGUUUCUUUAGGUUCAUGGUACAGUGGAAGGGUCAGACUACCACCAGGGUCAUAACACUACUCCUGGAAAUGCCCACAACUCCUACGAAAGCCUUGUCAAAUAUGUGUUUCUUUAGGUUCAUGGUACAGAGGAAGGGUCACACUACCACCAGGGUCAUAACACUACUCCUGGAAAUGCCCACAACUCCUACGAAAGCCUUGUCAAAUAUGUGUUUCUUUAGGUUCAUGGUACAGAAGAAGGGUCACACUACCAUCAGGGUCAUAAAACUACUUCUGGAAAUGCCCACAACUCCUAUGAAAGCCUUGUUAAAUAUGUGUUUCUUUAGGUUCACGGUACAGAGGAAGGGUCACACUACCACUAGGGCCAUAAAACUACCCCUGGAAAUGCCCACAACUCCUAUGAAAGCCUUGUCAAAUAUGUGUUUCUUUAGGUUCACGGUACAGAGGAAGGGUCACACUACCACUAGGGUCAUAAAACUACCCCUGGAAAUGCCCACAACUCCUACGAAAGCCUUGUUAAAUAUGUGUUUCUUUAGGUUCAUGGUACAGAGGAAGGGUCACACUACCACUAGGGCCAUAAAACUACCCCUGGAAAUGCCCACAACUCCUAUGAAAGCCUUGUUAAAUAUGUGUUUCUUUAGGUUCAUGGUACAGAGGAAGGGUCAUAAAACUACCCCUGGAAAUGCCCACAACUCCUACGAAAGCCUUGUCAAAUACGUGUUCUUGGGCGGCAAAAUGUUUAUAAUACGACCCAACUGUCUCACAAAUUGCUGCUCUACCCACGGCAGGAUAUUUGAAGUGUUAACUCAUUACUUAACUAAUUAUUACUAGUAUCAGCGGCCUGGUUGUAAGUGCGCGGUGCCGUAACUCGUAACUCAAGGUCCGUCUCUACUCUCUUGGCACGUUAUGAGUCUGUUACAUAUUUUACUUUUCACUGGGAGCAAGUUUGUCAGUUUUAUUAUUUUUCGUCAUUUUUUUAGAGGUUACGAAUUAAUUUUAUUUUGAGUAAGAUUUUUUGUUCAUACGUGUUCUAUCGGUAAGGCUUUUUUGUACUUUUAUACCGAGUGCUUCCGUGUCCGUUGCUUUUUUAUACUUGGGGCUGUAUCGCAAGUAGGAUCCGAGAAGUUUCGGAUCCGUACAAGUAUCGGAUUAGGGGGCGGCGUAUCACAGGUCAAAUCCGAGGAGUUUUGGGUCACUACAGAGGACCGUUUUUGUUUAUUUUAUUUAUUGAUUAUUUUUUUACGUCGCGGCCUAUUGUACUGGUAGGCUUCUUCCCGGUGAGGCCUGAUGGUCGGCCCAAGGCUUCUUCCCGGUGGAGCCUGAUGGUCGGCCCAAGGCUUCUUCCUGGUGGAUCCUGAUGGUCGGCCCAAGGCUUCUUCCCGGUGGAUCCUGAUGGUCGGCCCAAGGCUUCUUCCCGGUGGAUCCUGAUGGUCGGCCCAAGGCUUCUUCCCGGUGGAUCCUGAUGGUCGGUCCAAGGCUUCUUCCCGGUGGAUCCUGAUGGUCGGCCCAAGGCUUCUUCCCGGUGGAUCCUGAUGGUCGGCCCAAGGCUUCUUCCCGGUGGAUCCUGAUGGUCGGCCCAAGGCUUCUUCCCGGUGGAUCCUGAUGGUCGGCCCAAGGCUUCUUCCCGGUGGGGCCUGAUGGUCGGCCCAAGGCAUCUUCCCGGUGGAUCCUGAUGGUCGGUCCAAGGCUUCUUCCUGGUGGAUCCUGAUGGUCGGUCCAAGGCUUCUUCCCGGUGGAUCCUGAUGGUCGGCCCAAGGCUUCUUCCCGGUGGAUCCUGAUGGUCAGUCCAAGGCUUCUUCCCGGUGGAUCCUGAUGGUCGGCCCAAGGCUUCUUCCCGGUGGAUCCUGAUGGUUGGCCCAAGGCUUCUUCCCGGUGGGGCCUGAUGGUCGGCCCAGCCCGUUCUGUCGCAGGCGAGUGUUUAUAGUGGCGCCAGGUCAUUGUACUCAGAGCAUAGUAUUUACUGGUUUCUGACGCCUAACUAUUGCCAAGAAACAUCAGGAUCUAACUCUUUUAACGAUAACUAUAAAUGAGUUUCGUUAUUGGAGCCCAGAAGAUCGUUUUGUGGUAGGAAGUCGGGAAAUAUAAGCAGCUGAGUACGACAAUCUGGCAACAUCACUUCAGAGUUCGGAUGAAUAAAAAAAAAUGUUGUUGGGACCCGGAACUUCUCAGAUUCUACUUAUAAUACGACCCCUAAACUGAACUCUGUAGUGACCUGGAACUUCUCGGAUUCGACCUGUAAUACGGCCCCUAAACCAAACUCUGUAGUGACCUGGAACUUCUCGGAUUCGACCCAUAAUACGACCCCUUAACCAAACUCUGUAGUGACCUGAAGCUUCUCGGAUUCAACCCAUAAUACGGCCCCUAAACCAAACUCUGUAGUGACCCGGAACUUCUCGGAUUCGA